Messenger RNA from Arachis ipaensis, 1191 nucleotides. RefSeq lists its product as uncharacterized. Gene Ontology annotation, molecular function: zinc ion binding; nucleic acid binding. NCBI's taxonomy places the organism in Eukaryota, Viridiplantae, Streptophyta, Magnoliopsida, Fabales, Fabaceae. The record is from RefSeq and is a predicted model, not a curated record.
AUGUUCAACAUAAAGGAUGGAGAAAGUAUUGAUGAAGUGUUUGAGAGAUUCUCAAUCAUAAUCAACAACCUUGAUGCUUUGGGUACAACCUACUCAGAACAAACUCUAGUGAGAAAAAUCCUUAGAAGCCUCACAAAGGAAUGGGAAAUGAAGGUCACUGUUCUAGCCGAAAGCAAUAAUCUAAGUCCCAUAACAUAUGAUGAGCUGAGAGGGAAACUCCUUGCAUAUGAAACCACAAACACGAACCAAGACUCAAAGAAAAAGGGAAUAGCCCUUAAGUUAAGAGUUGAAUCAAAAGAAAGUGAUUCUAGUGACAGUUUUUCAGAUGAUGAACUUGUGUUUUUUGCUAGGAGACUUAGAAGGCUAAUGAGGAACAAAGGCAAGUACAAAGGUUCAAGCUCAAAGGAGUACAAGAAGGACAUGAAUAAAGUGAUUUGUCACCAUUGCAAGGAGGCUGGAAAUCUCAAGUAUAAUUGUCCGAAACUCAAAAAGGAGGAUAAAGGAAAGAAAGAAAAGAAGAGAGUACUCAUGGCAUCUUGGGAGGAUCUUGAAAAUGAUUCAGAUGAGGAAGAAGACUCCGAAUGCGAAGCUCAAAUCUGCUUCAUGGCUGGUGAUGAUCAACUCGAUGAGGUAAAUUGUUAUGAUUUAUCUAUAGAUGAUUUACAUGUUAUCAUUGAUGAUCUCACCCUCAAUUCUAAAAAACUGUGGAACAAAUACAAUAAAUAUAAAUCUGAAAAAGUAAUAUUAAAAGCUGAAAAUGAUUUUUUGAAAGAAAAAGUGAAGGAAAACGAAUGUGCUUUGGAUAUUAUUGAAGAAAAUAGAUUUCUGAAAUCUGAACUUAAAAAACUAAAAGGAAAGCACAUUGUGGAUCCUUCUCAAGAGCUAGUUGCUGAAAACGAAAGAUUAAAUGAAAUGAUUAAAAGAUUGAAUAGUGAUUUAGCAAAGUUUGCUCAUAGCUCUAGUAACUUGGACAAACUACUUGCAAAUCAAAGACCAUUAUUUGAAAAAUCUGGUUUAGGAUAUGUGAUAAAAGAUGAUGCAGUUUUUGAUAACUCCUCCACAAAAUUCAUGGCCUCUUCCUCAAAAACAAGAUCCUUCAUUAACAAAUAUGGUAUGGGACACAUUCCCACCAAUGAAGAGGAAUUUGAAAAUUCUUAUUUUAAGGAAACUGAAUCAUCUUUAAGAACUUAA